This is a messenger RNA of Aspergillus brunneoviolaceus CBS 621.78, 702 nucleotides long. RefSeq lists its product as uncharacterized. The transcript has 4 exons. Lineage: Eukaryota; Fungi; Ascomycota; Eurotiomycetes; Eurotiales; Aspergillaceae. The annotation marks the transcript as partial. The record is from RefSeq and is a predicted model, not a curated record.
UCUUCUUCGUCUUCCUAUAAAAACAAGUUUAAACCUCGAAAAUCCGAGGAUUGGACUUCUUAUCGGGAGAUCAUUCAAAGUCUUUACCGCGAUGAUCAUUUGAAGCUUCGUGAUGUGAGGCAAUAUAUGCUCGAAAAUUAUAGCUUUGAAGCAUCAGAAAAACAAUACAAAGACCGCCUGGCUGCGUGGAAUGUUCGCAAAAACAUCAAGGCCAAAGAAGUCCAUAUCAUGCUCCGCAAGCAACAAAGGCGAGCUGCAGAGGGCAAGCGGACGGCGUUUCGAGUGGCUGGCAAGACGGUCGACACGAAGCGCAUCUCCCGCUUUGUCCGUAGAUAUGGCACCCACUGGGAAUUGGAUGAUGCUCGUGAGAGCGUCCAUCCACAUACCAUCCACCCGAGCACCCCUACAGACAUCGAAUACUACACACCGGAGCCCGAUGAGAGAGCUAUGACCCUGUCGCCCUCGACCGAAACGCCAUCUCACGAUGAAAAGCUCAAGCUCGAGCCACUCCCCGAGCCGGAAGUGGACCAUGCCCAACCUCUACCGGUUUCACCUACUCCCUCCGCGCCACCCAAGCCGCUAUCCAACGCCCUCCCUGACGAAGACUACUGGAAAGCGCUCGAUGUGUUUCAAGGCCAACUCUUGACUCUGUCCAGGACGCUUGACCAGACCAUGUCUCAAUUCACUUCUCCGCAUGACGAU